Messenger RNA from Entelurus aequoreus (snake pipefish), 2790 nucleotides. Its product is annotated as zinc finger and SCAN domain-containing protein 2-like. The coding region runs from base 273 to 1667 and encodes 464 amino acids. The transcript is spliced from 3 exons. NCBI's taxonomy places the organism in Eukaryota, Metazoa, Chordata, Actinopteri, Syngnathiformes, Syngnathidae. The record is from RefSeq and is a predicted model, not a curated record.
UUGACGGAGAAGACGUUGUUGUGUUUAUUACAGUCGUGUGUUCUUAAUCAGUACGUACAUGUACACAUUUAUGUUUUUUGAUAGAGUAAACAUAUGUUAUAAUUGUUUGUAUUUGGAUAAAUUAGUCUGAGCGCACUUUGCAGCUCCUCGUGUUAGCUUAGCUUGCUAGUUAGCUUGGCGUGUUAGCUGCUAACAAAGAGAGGCGGAAGUGAUCAAAACACAUCGCUAAGCAGAGAUCAAGUGUGAGUGUAAAGUGUUGUGAUUGUGUGAAAAUGUGCGAAAGAACGAUAGCAGAGUACGAGGAGGAACUUUGUCCAACAAAAGAGGAGAAGGAGCGACAACAUCAACUACUGGACGCUGUUUUCAAGAAACAUCAAGUUGUGUUACACAGAACAGAUGACCAGCAGUCCCCCCACAUUAAAGAGGAAGAGGAGGAAGUGUGGAUCACUCAGGAGGAAGAGUGUCUUCUAGGUCAGGAGGAGGCUGAUCUCACCAAGUUUCCACUGACUGUUGUCUCUGUGAAGACUGAAGACCAUGAAGACAAACCACCUGAGUCCUCACAGCUUCAUCACAGUCCAAAUGUCUGUCAGGAACAUCAUCUCCCUGAGCAACAGGAGUGGAGCUUCAGGAUGGAGCAGGAGGAGCCACAGCCCUCCUACAUUAAAGAGGAAGACGAAGCGCCACCAAACCCUUACAUUAAAGAGGAAGAGGAGGAACACAGCAUCAGUCAGGAGGGAGAGCAUCUUGAAUGGUUGGAGGAGUUGCCAUUGACUGUCAUUGAGAAGAGUGAAGAUGAUGAGGUCAAAGGUGAAAGUGAGGAGACGAGAGAGGCGGAGCCUCCAAACAGCAGCUCAACUCAACACAUGACAACAGAAGCUGAUGGAGACCACUGUGGAGGAUCACAAGCAGACAAGCUCUUAGCUCCACUAUCAGAUAGUGAGGACACAACGUCACACUCUCCUGACACUGAUGAUGAAGACUCUAAAGAUGAUAAGACAUGUCACACUGACAACACACACUUCACAUGUUCUCACUGCGACAAAACCUUUAAUUACCGUCAUAAUCUGAAAACACACAUGAGAACACACACUGGAGAAAAGCCUUAUUCCUGCUCAGAAUGUGGUAAAUGUUUUGCGCAAAAACAGGUGUUGAAAGAACACAUGCAAACACACACUGGAGAAAAACCUUUUUCCUGCUUAGUAUGUGGUAAAAGUUUUGUACAAAGAAACAAUUUGAAAGUACACAUGAGAAUACACACCGGGGAAAAACCUUUUACUUGUUCAAUCUGUGGUAAAGGUUUUGUAACAAGUCAAAAUUUGAAAGUGCACCUGAGGACGCACACCGGUGAAAAACCGUAUUCCUGUUCAAUUUGCAACAAAAGCUUUUGUGACCGAUCAGCACUUAUCAGACACAUGAGAACACACACUGGAGAGAAAGUGUUGAGUUGCGAUCUUUGUGGUGAAAGAUUCUCUUCUAAGCACCAGUGUAAGAAACACAAGUGUGCUGGUGAGAACAGCCGCGGAAAACGCCAUCCACCCAUCCAUAUUCUACCGCUUGUCCCUUACGGGGUUGCGGGGGGUGCUGGAGCCUAUCCCAGCUGCAUUCGGGCGGAAGGCGGGGAACACCUUGGACAAGUCUCCACCUCAUCACAGGGCCAACACAGAUAGACAGACAACAUUCACACUCACAUUCGCACACUAGGGACCAUUUAGUGUUGCCAAUCAACCUAUCCCCAGGUGCAUGUCUUUGGAGGUGGGAGGAAGCCGGAGUACCCGGAGGGAACCAACGCAGUCACGGGGAGAACAUGCAAACUCCACACAGAAAGAUCCCGAGCCCAGGAUCGAACCCAGGACCUUCGUAUUGUGAGGCACACAAUAGAGGGACAAGCAGUAGAAGAUGGAUGGAUAUACUGUGUGUGUGUGUAUAUAUAUAUAUAUAUAUAUAUAUAUAUAUAUACACAUAUACUGUAUACACAUAUAUAUACAUAUAUAUACACAUAUAUGUAUAUAUAUAUGUAUAUAUAUAUAUGUGUAUACAGUAUAUGUACACUACCGUUCAAAAGUUUGGGGUCACAUUGAAAUGUCCUUAUUUUUGAAGGAAAAGCACUGUACUUUUCAAUGAAGAUAACUUUAAACUAGUCGUAACUUUAAAGAAAUACACUCUAUACAUUGCUAAUGUGGUAAAUGACUAUUCUAGCUGCAAAUGUCUGGUUUUUGUUGCAAUAUCUACAUAGGUGUAUAGAGGCCCAUUUCCAGCAACUAUCACUCCAGUGUUCUAAUGGUACAAUGUGUUUGCUCAUUGGCUCAGAAGGCUAAUUGAUGAUUAGAAAACCCUUGUGCAAUCAUGUUCACACAUCUGAAAACAGUUUAGCUCGUUACAGAAGCUACAAAACUGACCUUCCUUUGAGCAGAUCCAGUUUCUGGAGCAUCACAUUUGUGGGGUCAAUUAAACGCUCAAAAUGGCCAGAAAAAGAGAACUUUCAUCUGAAACUCGACAGUCUAUUCUUGUUCUUAGAAAUGAAGGCUAUUCCACAAAAUUGUGUGGGUGACCCCAAACUUUUGAACGGUAGUGUAUAUAUAUAUAAAUAUAUUAGGGCUGCAACAACUAAUCGAUUAAAAACGAUUAUAGUUGGCGAUUAAUUUAGUCAUCGAUUCGUUGGAUCUAUGCUAUGCGCAUGCGCAGAGGCAAUAUUUUAUUUUAUUGUAUUUUUUAUUGUUUUUAUUUUUAUAAACCUUUAUUUAUAAACUGCAACAUGUACAAACAGCUGAGAAACAAUAAUCAGAAUAAGUA